Stegastes partitus (bicolor damselfish) is the source of this 6872-nucleotide messenger RNA. RefSeq names its product striatin-like. Bases 429 to 2789 code for a protein of 786 amino acids. Gene Ontology annotation, molecular function: protein-containing complex binding; protein phosphatase 2A binding; armadillo repeat domain binding. NCBI's taxonomy places the organism in Eukaryota, Metazoa, Chordata, Actinopteri, Pomacentridae. The record is from RefSeq and is a predicted model, not a curated record. The transcript has 20 exons. Gene Ontology annotation, cellular component: dendrite.
UUGUUGGGGAACUUGGACCGGAUCCCCGCCACCUCCUGCCUGCGUGUAGCUGCGCACAAACGACAAAAACGUUUGUAAUUCUCCAUCCGCUGGCUCACCUCCACCUCCUGAACUGGGACGAUGCUGCUGUCGCCAGUCAUCCGCCGGCAGCCAAUCACGUGAGAGGAUGUGGGGCAAUGGGCGGGGCCACUCGGGGGCGGGAUGAUGUCAUCGCACAGAGCGAAACGGUGGUUUUACUUUGAAAACCCGGAAGCUGUCCGCGGUGUGUCCGUGCAGCUUGACGGAGCCUCCAUCACCUGACAGCGGCUUCAGGCCGGAGCUGUGCGCUCGGAACACCGUCCAUGGAUUCUGUUUCCCCGCUGAGGAUAUUCUACUGACGCGGUCGGCGGCACCGGCCCGAACCAGAGCCACACCGCCCGGGUCCGGCCAUGGACGAGCAGGCGGGCCCCGGCGUCUUCUUCAACAACAACAACUCGGGCUCGGCCGGAGCUGGCGGCGCUAAAGCCGCGCAGCCAGGCGACGGCGGCGGCGGAGAGGCGGCCCGGGCUCAGUACAGCAUCCCGGGGAUUCUGCACUUUCUCCAGCAUGAGUGGGCCCGGUUCGAGGUGGAGCGGGCGCAGUGGGAGGUGGAGCGGGCCGAGCUGCAGGCUCAGAUCGCCUUCCUGCAGGGCGAGAGGCGGGGUCAGGAGAACCUGAAGAAGGACCUGGUGAGGCGGAUCAAGAUGCUGGAGUACGCCCUCAAACAGGAGAGAGCCAAAUACCACAAACUGAAAUACGGAACAGAGCUGAAUCAGGGAGAAAUCGAUCCUCCGAGCUACGACUCAGAUGAAGGCAACGACAGCGAGCUGCCCAGUCCUCCCAACAGCAGCCAUCAGCUCAGCUGGAAACAGGGACGCCAGCUGCUCCGACAAUACCUGCAGGAGGUCGGAUACACCGACACCAUCCUGGAUGUGAAGUCCCAGCGGGUCAGAGCGCUGCUCGGUCUGACCGGAGACUCGGGAGACAAACCUUCAGACAAGAAAGCCGAGCCGAUGGUCAACGGCACCGAACCGUCCUCGCUGAAGGACAGCGGCAUGGUCAGUAAACCCGACAUGUCCGACUCGGCCACCGUGUUGGAGGCCUUCAAGUUCAUCGAGAACGCCGCGACGGAGUUCAGCGACGAGGACGAGGACGAGGACAGCGAAGGGAGGGACAAAACCAUCCUGGACCUGGCGGCGAUGGUGAGGAAGAAACAGUCGUCCACGCCGUCUUCCACCACGUCCGACCUCAGCGACGACCUCGACACGGAGGAGGCCCUGAAGGGUUUCGACUUCUUGGCGAGUCCUGACGAGUUGGACGGGUCGCCCGAGUCCAGGAGCGGCGAGGACAGCGGAGAGUGGGAGAAGGAAGAGCAGCCUCCUCUGGGUGAGCUGGCCUGGGACGUGGACCAGGGACUCAUAGCCCAGCUCAAGGAGCAGUACAGGAAGGAACGCAAGGGCAAGAAGGGGGUGAAGAGACCGAACCGGUCCAAGCUGCAGGACAUGCUGGCCAACCUGCGGGACGCCGAGGACCUUCCCUCCAUGCAGCCGGCCGUGACGCCGCCCUCUCGGCCCAGCGUUCCCAGGCUCAGCGAGCACGAAGUGGGCCGCCCUGAAGACGAGGCCAUGACGUUCCUGCCGUCGUCGGGGAAGUCCUUCAUCCUGGGCAGAGUGGACGAGGCGGUUUCCAACGAGCUGGGACUGGGAGAACUGGCCGGGCUGACCGUCGCCAACGAGGCCGACAGCCUGGCGUUCGACAUCACCAACAACAAGGACGCUCUGAGGAAAACCUGGAACCCCAAGUUCACCCUGAGGAGCCACUUUGACUCGGUGCGGAGUUUGGCCUUCCACCCGGUGGAGCCGGUUCUGGUCACGGCCUCCGAGGAUCACACCCUCAAGCUGUGGAACCUGCAGAAGACAGCGCCGGCCAAAAAGUGUGCUGCUUUAGACGUGGAGCCCAUCUACACGUUCAGAGCUCACAGCGGCGCCGUCCUGUGCGUCACCAUGAGCUCGAGCGGUGAGCAGUGCUUCAGCGGAGGGGUGGACGGCACCAUUCAGAGCUGGAACACCCCAAACCCCAACAUCGACCCCUACGACUCCUACGAGCCGUCCGUCCUGCGGGGGGCGCUGUGCGGUCACACGGACUCGGUGUGGGGUCUGGUCUACAGCUCGGCUCACCACCGCCUCCUCUCCUGCUCGGCCGAUGGGACGGUCCGGCUGUGGAGCGCCGCCGACGCCUCGUCGUCUCUGGCUGUGUUCAACGAGGGCGGAGAGCUGGGAGUGCCGACCUCGGUGGACCUGGUGAGCAGCGAGCCGGCCCACAUGGUGACGUCCUUCACCACCGGACACAUCGGACUCUUCAACAUGGAGACGCAGCAGCUCGUCCUGAAGCUGGAGUCUGCCGGACCGCCAGACGCUCCCUGCAAGAUCAACAAAGUGCUGAGUCACCCCACGCUGCCCAUCACCAUCACCGCCCAGGAGGACCGCCACAUCCAGUUCUUCGACAACAACACAGGCAAACUGAUCCACUCGAUGGUCGCCCACCUGGACUCGGUCACGAGUCUCGCUGUGGAUCCAAACGGGCUGUACCUCAUGUCAGGAAGUCACGACUGCUCCAUCCGGCUAUGGAACAUGGAAACCAAAACCUGCAUCCAGGAGUUCACCGCCCACCGCAAGAAGUUCGAGGAGUCCAUCCACGACGUGGCGUUCCACCCCACCAAGUGCUACAUCGGCAGCGCCGGCGCCGACGCGCUCGCCAAGGUCUUCGUAUGACCCGAGAGCGGCGAGGAGACGUCCUGACGGGCCGGCCGGGUCUCUGCUCAGCCCCUCCCCCUGGACUCGGGCUGGCCCGGUCCUCGAAACAAACGCACCUCUGAAGCAGCGCUCAGUGCUUUCGCUGGAAUCUGUUGUUCGUCUUUAACGCGUCUCUUCUGUAACCACAGACUCUGCAGCCGUCUGCCUCGAGGGAUUCGAUCAAAAUGUGCCUUUUUCCUUCACGACUAAAGGAUCAGAAGCUGUGGGAGCAGCAGCAGAACCAGGCGGCGCCAGAGUUGGACUGUGAGCUCCUGAACGCUCCCGGACUCACAGCACAGGUUCAUCCAGUAAACCAGGUGGCAUCAGGAACACCUGAAGAGUUUAACUUCAGCUCUAGAGUAUGACUUCAGUCCGCUGUGCUGUGUCUCUGCUGACUUCCUGCUCCGUUAGAAAGAUUCAGAACCACCGGGACAGAACAGCGUUUAUCAGAACUGCAGCCUUCAGAAAAAAACUUUCACAUUAAUUUAUUCGUUUUUCAGUCCGACUGAAAGGAAAAACAGAAGUUCUCCUCCUGGAACAAACGUUUCUCGACCUACGUGAGAGUUCUGCGUCCGUCUGACCCGAUCGCCAACACGUCCAUCAGGUUGGUUCCAUGUGAUGAUGAAUCACAGCGUUGUCUCAGACAGAUUGGUCCAAAGUCACUAGAACUCGUCCAGAGUGAUCCUAAAUUUAUCCAAAACGGUAAAACUCUGUUCAAAAGUUGUCCACAAUAACUAAACAAUAAUCAGGCCUCGUCUGAAACGACCAUCGAUUCGUCAAAAACAAAAUAUGACUGAAAUGAUUCAAAGUGCGUCCAAAUAACAAAACUCUGACCGUGAUGGCUGAGAGUUUGUCCGUCGUUACAAAACCUGACCCAAGAUGACUCUAACUUUGUCCCAAAUGACCCAAACAUGUCUGAAGUAAGCACGCCUCGUCCAAAACAACGUGUUCUGUUCGGUCCAUAAGGACACCACUCGUCCAGGUGAUGAUGUUUGUAAUGAGUCCGAAUGACUCCGAUGUUGUCCUAAAUGGUCAAACAUUGUUUAAAGGAACUGAAAUAUGUUCAAAAUAAUAAAUCAGAUUUCAAAGGUUUGUCCCAAAGGACUGCGGAUUUCUCCAGAACAAUAAAACAUUCUUUAAAAUGACCCAAAGUUUGUCCAGAAUUACUCAAAAUUUGACCCCAAAAAAAGUUGUCAUUUUGGACGUUUUUUGAGUCAUUUCGGACCAGAACUCUUGAAGGCUUUUGUGCUGAGAAACGCGGUUUUGUUCUGGUUCUAUUCUGGUUCUUUGAAUCUCUACAGCUGAAGUCAGGAGACGCGCUGAAGCAGGUCCUCGCUUCUGUCCAGCCUGAAAGCGACUGCAGGUGUUUCUUUUCCUCACACGGGUGUAAAAUAUUCUGCAGCUUCGGCUCCACGUGAAACCUGCUGCAGACGAGCUGCGGCGACGCUUCUUCUUUUAGCUCUCAUCUCGUAUUUAUUAAGAGGCCAAAUGAAAGCGCAGAGAUUCGGCCGAGCCUGGCGCCGUCGCUAAUGCUAAUUAGCUCCACGUGUUGUGAAGUAACUCGCCGGUUCUGGUCCCCGACCUGCUCCGGGCCGCCCCUCAGAUUUGUACAUGCUUUAUAUGCUGAAUGCCUGAAAAUACUGUAUUUUGUGUAAUUACUAUGAUUUGGAGCGAUUACUAGUUUUUUAAAUGACUCUCUGUGUUUGGUGACAGACGAUAGAUAUUUUUUUUAUUCUCCGUUUUACUUGAAAAGUGUCGUUUGUUCCUUUUUAGGGGUUUCUGCUGGUGUUUUGAGAAGUCCACGUGUCGCACACGACUUCACCUCUCAGCACUUCUUCUUUGCUUUUUACCAAACUGUCAUCUCAAACACGUGUGUUCGUGUGUCGUGACUUUGAGAAGUUUUAAAUCCAAUCUGUAAAAAGGGGAAAUAGAAGCGUGUACAGUUUUUAAGUAUUAAAGCAGAUCUAUUUAUUAACCUGGUGUAAAGGGAGUAUUGGGGGAAGGCUGAGCCGCAGAGUGGACGUCUGUCGGUGAGUCAUUCACAGACUUCUGGACAAAGAUCAAACUUUGAUAAGCAAACGCACGACGAGUUAGCGGCUGCUGUUCAAUUCAGCUUUCCUGUAAAAUGAUGCAGAAUGUGAAUGGAGUCUGGUUGGUUUGGUCAGACACGGUGAACUGUUCCUUUAAAGGACUCAUCACGAUCAAAGGUGUUUAUAAGUCUGAGGUUUUAAAUGAAGGACAACCAGACGAUCUGUCCGCUCGUUCACACUGAGGCAGCUUUUUCAGAUUUGCGUGUCGGCUCUUCUGUGAAAAUUUGAUCCGUGUAAAUGUUUGUAGAACCACGAUACGGUCUUUAAAUGGAUGUAUAUGGAAGUAUGCGAGGGUUGAUUAAAACGCUCAGAGACUGUGGCUGAAACAGCGUUGACCGUCUCCUCCUGAGUGUGGGCAGCGAUGCUCUGCUCCCAGCGCUCCUGCAGCACUUCAGCGCUCCACAAACAUCUCAGCUCCAUCUGCAGUGAAUCUCCAAAUCUCAACGGAGAAACUUCAUCUCUGGAUCGUUUAGUGGAAGAAGAAGUUGCAGGAAGACAAAUCUGGACAGCAGGCGGUGCAGAGCGACGGUUGGUUCGGCUGCAGAGCUCUCAGGUUUCUGUCGACGUCUGACGGCUGCCUCAGAUGUUCUCGGACUCCUCUGAAGGCCACAGUAGAACAACUUCCAGUGUUUCUGACUCUGUGAAGUUUAAUCUGACGAGAUAAGUCUUCUGUUAAGGUUUCGAAACCUCGAUUACACGUGAUGCUGUUGUACAGUCCUGUGAUUUCACAUCACGACAUGAUGCCAGAUGCUCACGCAGCGACGCUAAAAAUCACACAGUGACAGAAAGGAACUACAGCGUGGUGCAAAAUAAGCUCAAGAUGUCAACAGUGGGAUAAAGAAUGACAACAGGAUCCAGUUAAAACUCUCACAAAAGCACAAAACAAGCAAAACAACUGCAGAGUUAUACAAAGCAAAUACAAAUGGGCCCAAAACAAAGUGACAAAUUCUACAUUUAUGUUAAAAAAAGACAAAUAAGGACACAAAACAAACCCACAGCGAUGCAGAAGAACCACAAAGCGCCAACAGGGACGACAGGUGAGGACAUAAAAAACACACAAAGCAGCCACAAACGCUGUAAAGUGACGCAAAGCAAACACAACGUGAAAAUAAUGUGACAAAAAAUGAUAAACUGAUGCAGAGACGGCGAGAAGAAGAUAAAACAAACCAACACCAGGCGUCUCCUCCUGGUCGGUUCUGGCCUCUUUGAGAUGUUGCUCAGAACAUUUGGGCCGACUCGAUGCUUCGUCUGUUUCCUUUGCGAGAGUCUCUGCUGCAGAAUCGGAUGUUCUGAUCCGUCAGACUCCUGCAUCACGUCUCACUGGCCCUGAUGCUGUCGCGCCACAGGUGCUGCACAGGUGAGACGGUCACCUGCUCAGUCUCUGAACCUUCUGAUCAAACCUCGCGCUGACGACAGAUUCAACAGAACUAAUCCAAAGCAGAACUGCAGCGCUCACCUAAACCGACCUUUGGCAGGUGAAUGAGAUCCCGCUGGUGUUCAUCGUCUGGUAUGAUCACAGACUGUAAUGAGGCCGUGGCUCUAAUCUGUGAUAUCUGGACUGGAGUCUGGUUCUCAGAGAGAAACACGAGGUCCACUGAGCUCAUGUUGGCGCUUUGCAGCCACAUAAGGUUCAGAUAUUUAAGGUGGGUUUUGCUUCCAGCAGGAGUCGGUGUCUUCUGCUGAAACAAUGUUGAGCUGAAGCAGGAUUCAUGAACAAACCCGACUCCUGUCAAGGGUUGGACAUGACUCUCAGUCCCACUGGCCAGCGGUGGCUCAGGCAGCUGGUCGGUGGCCAAAGCAGAGCUGAACUUCAGACUGGGAGCUUCAGGUCCAGUCGGCCUGUAAAUGAUUUCAUGUUUAUAGUGAAACCCUGAAGCAGGACAGAAGCUGCUGUACAUACACAUGUUGUUUUCCUUCUUUUCCUCACGAUGGGACGGUGGCAGUAACAACAAUAAAGAAUAUGUUGAACUGA